UGUUGUGGCUAUCAGUUGCUUUGCUUUGUUUGAAAGGAAACCAAAAAUAUCAGAGAAAACUACUCUUUUUUAUCUAUAAGAUUAAUUGUUGUUGAAAACUUAGAAUUUUAUAUGAAGUAUAAAGCAAGGAGGAAAUACCUAUAUCUGCUCUAGUGGUCUACUCUUGUUUACCCAAAGCUUUGUCAUCUUUUCCAAGUGCUCUCCUCAAUCACUUCAGUUGUUGUCUAUAACAACUUUAUUGAGUGGUGACUUACUAAUCUGGUGUGUGGCUGUAGAUGGGGUGUGUUCUUAUCCUAAAGAUAAAGAGCAUUGGGUUAAAUAGCUUUGUUUAACAUAAUGUAUGGCCCAUGGGUUCAGAUGGUAACUUAGUGGUGGUUUAUUUAGUGGUGGCUUUUAUCAGACACAUGCUGUCCAACUGCCUCGAUGAUUUGUUAAUAUGGCUGGAGUACACCUAGCAUUUGUGUUCCUAAACACCAAGAGGACUAUCUUCCCUGAACUUGUCACUAUGAUGGUUUUUAGACUGGAGCUUUCUGUGCGUCCUUCAUAUUCAUUCAAGUAGAGAUGUGUGGAGAGAUGACAGCUGAGCAGUUGUGGAAUUCUGUUAAAUGAGAACUGUGAAAUGAAGCCAACAAGAAAUGGUUCGUGCCAAGUGGAAAGUGAUCGUUUCAUUGAUCCUGUUUAUGGUCAGCCCAGGUGACGGACUAUUUCACUCCAUAUACCGAAAUAUCCUUGCUUCCCAGUCCUUGAAGGGGAAUGCAGGACAGCCUCUAUUUCUUAGCCCAUACAUCAGUAACGGGAAGAUCAAGGAGGGGCAAAGGAAGAGCAUGGUCAGUCCUUUCCCUGGAAUGUUUGACAAGAGUUAUGCCGGCUACAUCACGGUGAACCAGAUUUACAACAGCAACCUCUUCUUCUGGUUCUUUCCGGCUCGGAUACAGCCUGCAGAUGCCCCAGUAGUCCUCUGGCUUCAGGGUGGUCCUGGAAGUUCAUCCAUGUUUGGACUCUUUGUAGAACACGGGCCUUAUAUUAUCUCAAGUAACAUGACUGUUCUUGCCAGAGACUUCCCUUGGACAUUUACCCUUUCCAUGCUUUACAUCGAUAAUCCGGUGGGUACAGGCUUCAGCUUCACUGAUCACUUCCAGGGAUAUGCCCUCAAUGAGGACGAUGUAGCCCAAGACUUGUACAGUGCCCUGAUUCAGUUUUUCAAGUUGUUUCCCCAGUACGCAAAGAAUGACUUUUAUGUCACCGGUGAGUCUUAUGCAGGGAAAUAUGUUCCAGCCCUAGCACACUACAUCCACUCCCUCAACCCUGUGCGGGAGUUCAAGAUCCACCUGAAAGGAAUUGCCAUUGGAGAUGCCUACACUGAUCCCGAAUCGAUUAUAGGAGGGUAUGCAGCAUUCCUGUAUGACAUUGGCUUGUUGGAUGAACAGCAGAGAAAGCAAUUCCAGAAGCAGUGUAGCAGGUGCAUAAAAUACAUCAAAGAGCAGGAGUGGAUGAAGGCCUUCCAAAUCCUGAAUAAGCUGCUGGAUGGAGAUUUAACAACUGGUUCAUCUUUCUUCCAGAAUGCGACAGGAUGUACCAAUUAUUAUAACAUUUUACAGUGCACGGAACCCGAAGACCAAAGUUACUUUACAAAAUUCUUGUCGCUCCCACAAGUGAGACAAGCCAUCCAUGUGGGAAACCAGAACUUCAGUGAUGGCACUGAGGUUGAGAAGUACCUGCAAGAGGACACAGUGAAGUCAGUGAAACCCUGGCUAACUGAGAUCAUGAAUUACUACAAGGUUCUCAUCUACAAUGGCCAACUGGACAUCAUCGUGGCCGCUGCCCUGACAGAACGCUCCUUGAUGACCAUGGACUGGAAGGGAUCACGAGCAUACAGAAGGGCACGUAGAAAGGUCUGGAAGAUCUUCAAAUCUGAUAAUGAAGUGGCAGGUUAUGUGCGGCGUGUGGGUAAAUUCCAUCAGGUAAUUGUCCGAGGUGGAGGACACAUUUUGCCCUAUGACCAGCCAAUGAGAUCUUUUGAUAUGAUCAAUCGUUUCAUCUAUGACAGAGGAUGGGAACCUUAUAAUUCAUAAGCUACUUUCCUGAAACAGGAGUCUUAAUCACAAAAGAAUAUUGUUUAAAAAAAAACUAAAUAUGUCAUGUAAAUUAAAAAUGUAUCUUUUUUAUA
Messenger RNA from Mastomys coucha (southern multimammate mouse), 2167 nucleotides. It is a transcript of the gene Cpvl, whose product is annotated as carboxypeptidase vitellogenic like. The transcript is spliced from 14 exons. The coding region runs from base 636 to 2072 and encodes 478 amino acids. Gene Ontology annotation, biological process: proteolysis. NCBI's taxonomy places the organism in Eukaryota, Metazoa, Chordata, Mammalia, Rodentia, Muridae. The record is from RefSeq and is a predicted model, not a curated record. Gene Ontology annotation, molecular function: serine-type carboxypeptidase activity.